AUGACAAAUUUAACUUCAUUUGAUUCUUUACUACCUGAAUUUGAAUCUUUACCACGUUGGUUACUUAUUCCAUUUGUAAUAAUAUCAAUAAUUGAAAGUAUUAUUGGUGUUAUUGGAAAUAUUCUUGUUAUACUUAUUUUAUUAUUUUUUGGUAAAUCAAAUACACUUCAAGCAUUACAUAAUUGUUUUAUUAUUAAUUUAGCCUUAAGUGAUUUUGUUUUAUGUUUAUUUACAAUGCCUUUAAAUACUUAUCGAAGUUUAUAUAUUUAUAUGGCAUUUCCACCAGCAUUUUGUAAAUUAGCAGAUAGUUUUCCAGCUAUAAAUAUAUGUGUAUCAUCAUUAACUAUUGUUACAAUAUCAAUAUAUCGUUAUUUAUUAGUUUAUUAUCCACAUAAACAAUCAAUUGGAACACUUUCAACAUGUAUUAUUAUGAUUUCUAUAUGGUUGUUAGCUAUUUGUGCAGCUAGUCCACUUUUUAUUUAUUCUCGUUCAAUACCAGCUUAUGAUGAAUCUUUAAUUGAUACAUUAGUUAAAGAUAUUUGUACUGAAUCAUUAGAUAAUUCAUGUGAAACAAAAUAUUCAAUAGCAUAUAAACGUUUACAUGUUUGUCAUGAAUCAUGGCCUAAACAAAGUGAAUUACAUCUUUUAUAUACAAUAUUUAUGCUUUUUCUUCAAUUUAUUCUUCCAAUUUUUAUUAUUUGUAUUACUUAUUAUCAAAUUAUGGUUAAAUUAAGAGAACGUUUUCGAUUUCGUUUUCUCAUGAAACGUCAUAAUAUUGCUUCAUUACGUCAUGAAAUUCGUCGACAACGUCGAAAUAAUGUACUUCUUUUACUUAUUGUAUCAUUAUAUGCAAUUAGUUGGUUACCAUUUAAUAUUUCAUAUAUUUUAUUUACAUAUGCUAAUCGAUUUCAUGUAGCAGGCGAUAUUCAUUCUCUUUCGGAUCAAAAAUCUAAUGAAUUAUCAAAAUAUUUUCCAUUACGUUUUCUUAUAUGUAUGAUAUCAGCAAUAACAAAUCCAUUUCUUUAUAGUUAUUUUAAUGAAACAUUUAAAGAUGGUUUACAAAAACUUUUUUCAUCAUGUUGUCCACGAAUAAAUAGAGAAAUAAAUCAAAUUUCUUUUGAUACAACUAUAUGUUCAACAAAUCAAAUAAACUUAGACAAAAUUAGUCUUCAUAAUAGACAAUCAAAUUUAUUGUACAAUCAACCAUUAAAAAUAUUUAAUGGAAAUCUAAAACAUAAUUCAUCAGUUUCUCGACUAACUAAUGAUCAAUCAACAAAACUAACUAUUUUAAGUUCAACUAAUUUUCCUACAUCGAUUUCAUCUGCUAUGUAA
This is a messenger RNA of Rotaria sordida, 1332 nucleotides long. The record is from the annotation of a GenBank genome assembly. NCBI's taxonomy places the organism in Eukaryota, Metazoa, Rotifera, Eurotatoria, Philodinida, Philodinidae.